CCCUAGUUAGGUAUUGUGUUCGUUUGUUCACUCUCUCUCUCUCUCUCUAGCGGCGAAAGCUUUACCAUUUUCGAUUACCAAACAAUAAUCAGAUUCAGCCAUGGCAACUUCAAGAACCGUCAAGGAUGUUUCGCCUCAUGAAUUUGUCAAGGCUUACUCCGCUCAUCUCAAGCGAUCUGGCAAGAUGGAGCUGCCUGAAUGGACUGAUAUUGUGAAAACUGCAAAAUUCAAAGAAUUGGCUCCCUAUGAUUCCGAUUGGUAUUACAUUAGAGCUGCUUCAAUGGCUAGGAAGAUCUACAUUAGAGGGGGUCUUGGUGUUGGUGCAUUUCAGAGGAUUUAUGGUGGGAGCCAGAGGAAUGGAAGUCGUCCUCCCCAUUUUUGCAAGAGUAGUGGUGCUAUUGCUCGUCACAUUCUUCAACAGUUGCAGAACUUGAACCUCAUCGAAAUGGACACCAAGGGUGGCAGGAAAAUUACAUCCAGUGGCAGGCGGGAUCUCGACCAAGUUGCUGGACGCAUUGUAGUUGCACCUUGAUUUGUAAGCCAAAGCCAGUGUUACUUGGAGAGAAGUUCUGAUGCCGGUUUAUGCCAAAAAUUUUGGUUUUAGCUACUUAAUAUCUCCUAAGUUUGUUUUAGCUACUUAAUAUCUUCUAAGUUUGAACAUGAAAUGCUGCUUUAGUUAUUUAGAUUAUAUUUUCCUACAUUGAAUUUCCAGUAAAGAGUUUUCAAUCUUCACUUUGGACAUUAUUGAUCAUUGAUUGUCAACCUAUGAAAUUGAAAGUUUUGAUUAUA
This is a messenger RNA of Trifolium pratense (red clover), 789 nucleotides long. RefSeq names its product 40S ribosomal protein S19-3-like. Gene Ontology annotation, molecular function: structural constituent of ribosome; RNA binding. The record is from RefSeq and is a predicted model, not a curated record. The transcript is spliced from 4 exons. Bases 101 to 532 code for a protein of 143 amino acids. Gene Ontology annotation, cellular component: ribosome; cytosolic small ribosomal subunit. Gene Ontology annotation, biological process: translation; ribosomal small subunit assembly. NCBI's taxonomy places the organism in Eukaryota, Viridiplantae, Streptophyta, Magnoliopsida, Fabales, Fabaceae.